Cantharellus anzutake is the source of this 3408-nucleotide messenger RNA. RefSeq names its product glycoside hydrolase family 38 protein. Gene Ontology annotation, cellular component: fungal-type vacuole membrane. The transcript is spliced from 24 exons. The record is from RefSeq and is a predicted model, not a curated record. Bases 1 to 3408 code for a protein of 1135 amino acids. NCBI's taxonomy places the organism in Eukaryota, Fungi, Basidiomycota, Agaricomycetes, Cantharellales, Hydnaceae. Gene Ontology annotation, biological process: oligosaccharide catabolic process; mannose metabolic process. Gene Ontology annotation, molecular function: carbohydrate binding; alpha-mannosidase activity.
AUGCACGCUGAGAGCCCUUCGCAGUAUGCGCGAACAAAUUUUUCUGUUGGUUCCAAAUGGGUCAAGCAUUUGUCCAAAGAUCGGCUUGGCACGUUCUUGGAUGGGCGUUAUGGAGACGUCAAUUUGGGCGCAGUUCUCUUUACUGAGAGAAUUGAUGAUUCUCGUCACGAGCAACCUUCUUUCGAGGAAGCAGUGAAACAAGAAUUUGUUCCCAUUAAGAAGGGUACUGCUUUUGGUCCAUCUUGUGCGUGUUUCAUUAGGAGCUACUUUACGAACCAUUGGGUCAAAGUUCACCUCAAGAUACCUUCCAGCUGGGUCAAGUACGAACGUGUACAAUUCGAGUUCGAUCCUAGUUGCGAAGCAUUGAUAUUUGACACCUCGGGGACGCCACUCCACGGCAUCACGGGAGGCUAUGGUGGCGAACGGAGGGUUGAGUAUGUCUUGAGUCCAGAGAUUCGAAGGAAGGGGAGCGUAGAUCUUGUCAUUGAGGUUUCCUGCAAUGGCAUGUUCGGGAAUGGAGACAUGGUUGCUUCACCGGACGACAACAGGUGGUUCAAUAUCAACUCUGCCGACUUAGUAGUUCCCAACCAGGAAGCGUGGCGACUCAUGUGGGACUUCAACACGCUUCGCCAACUCUCCGAUAGCCUCCCAGGCAACCAUCCGCUUCAGAACCAAGCCCUCAUCGCUGCCAAUAAGAUUAUCAAUACCUUCAGACACGAUGACUCCACCAGUAUUUCUAGGGCGCGUCAAGUUGCGGAACAAGUUUUUGGUGAAGGGUGGGAGAAAAAAGGCGAUCGAAUCUACAAGGAGGGUCGCGGAGUCGUCCAGGUUUGGGGCAUUGGUCAUUGCCACAUUGACACUGCAUGGCUUUGGCCGUACUCUGUCACGCAGCAGAAAGUGGCACGGUCGUGGGCGACUCAGGUUGAUUUGAUGGAACGAUUCCCGGAGCACCGCUUCUGUGCCUCAAGCGCGCAACAAUGGAAAUGGCUAGAACAGCUAUACCCCAAACUGUUCGACAAGGUGAAGGCAAAAGUAUUAUCCGGCCAGUUUCAUCCCGUUGGUGGAUCAUGGGUGGAGAAUGAUUCAAACAUGCCAUCUGGAGAGGCGCUGACGCGUCAACUCAUCUUUGGCCAGCGAUUCUUUCAGAGCAGGUUUGGCCUGAGGUCGAAGACGGGUUGGUUGCCUGAUAGCUUCGGCUUCACUGGGGCACUCCCGCAGAUCAUUCGCGAAGCAGACAUGCCUUACUUCUUUACACAGAAGAUCAGUUGGAAUAACAUAAAUUCCUUCCCUCACACGACUUUCAACUGGAUAGGCAUUGAUGGCUCUCAAGUUUUGACCCAUAUGACGCCAGUGGGUCAGUCCGCCAGCCCCACAUGGGUAGACGAUGUCAAACGAGCAAUCGAAAACAACAAGAAUCAGGAAUCUAAUGACAAAGCAUUGCUUGUCUUUGGUAAUGGAGAUGGUGGAGGUAAGAGGUUGCGCCGAAUUAGAGCUGCGGCCAACGAAAGUCGGGAGACACUUCUUCCUUUGGUUAGUAUGGGUUCAAGCGUGGAUGAGUUUUAUGCAGCAGUGGAGAAGGAGACUAACGAAGGGAAAAGUCUUCCUAACUGGCACGGCGAAUUAUAUCUUGAGUUUCACCGUGGAACGUGCAUUAUUAAGAAGGGCAAUCGUAAAAGCGAGAUUCUUCUUAGGGAAGUUGAGCUUGUAGCCACGCUAGCAUCUCUACAAAAACAUUCGUACUCCUAUCCGAAAGAUGACAUUGAUGCGUUGUGGGAGAACUUACUUCUGAACCAAUUCCAUGAUGUCCUUCCUGGAUCUGCCAUUGGCAUGGUGUACGAGGAUGCGGAACGCAUCUACGAUGAAAUUGCUCGGAAGGGGAAGAAACUCACCGAAGACGCUAUCCGGGUGCUCAUUCCAUCUUCUAUUUCAUUGCCGCUUGAGGAUGGGGUUCUUUCCGAGCUGGGAAAAGGUCGUAUUUUUGCUGUUAACACUCUUCACUUUUCUCGAAAGGAAGUCGUCACUGUUCCUCUGAUUGGGCCAGCUGUUUUCGUCAAUUCGCUAAAGAAUGAAGCGGUUCAAGUAUCUCGAGGCGGGGAGAAUGGCUAUGUCAUUGUAGAGGUUGAGUCAGGUAGUAUGGCACCUAUCAGCCUGUCCCUCGAUACGCACACGAGCCGCGCUCAAGCUUUUGAAACGCCGUCGGGCGAUUUUGUCCUUAAGAACGCUAAUAUCGAGCUCAAGAUUUCUAAGGGAAGGAUUACCAGUUUGUACGACGUUGUGAUUGGGCGAGAGCUCAUCCCUGAAGGAAGGGAUGGUGGGUUGAUCAUCUUUGAGGAUAAACCCUUAUUCUGGGAUGCUUGGGAUGUUGAAUGGUACCAUUUGCAGACCGGUCGGCCGCUACAAUUCGAAUCCCCCAGGAUCGUGGAGACCGGGCCCGCUUACGCUUCAAUCGAGUCCAUCAUUAAGUACGACAAGAGUACGAUCAAAGUCAUCAUCUCGAUCACUGCUCUUCCAGCGACGGAGAUAGCUGGCUCACGUUCCAACAUUCGGUUCGACGCCGAGGUGGACUGGCGCCAACGCCAUGAAUUCCUUAAGUUUGAGAUCCCCUUGGACAUUCACCAUCCCACAGCAACCUUUGACACUGCCUUUGGUAACUUGACCCGCCCUACGCACCGCAACACUUCCUUGGAUAUCGCCAAGUUUGAGGUUUGUGGACACAAGUACGCUGACCUCUCCGAGUAUGGUUAUGGCCUCGCCAUACUUUCCGAAUCUAAGUAUGGUUUUGCCGCUGAAGGCGACAUCCUCCGCAUCUCUCUUCUUCGCUCUGCCACCGCACCUGAUCCCAUUCAAGACCAAGGCUACAACUCCUUCGCAUGGGCCCUUCUACCCCAUGCCAACCACUUCUACGACUCGGAUGUGCCACUCGCUGCACAUCUAUUUAACUCGCCCGUCCACCUCCGACAUGUUCCAGACGUCGUUGGUGUGCCCGCUGGUAUUCAGAUGGGAUUGACCCAUCACGGACUAAUUACCGUUGAGGGCGCGAGGAAUGUAAUUCUCGAGACCAUCAAGAGGGGUGACGAUGAUGAUUAUUCAGCAAGGUGGCGGAGUAGAGAUCCCACUGUCAUCCUACGCUUGUAUGAGGCAUACGGUGGACAUGCCAAGACGAAAAUACGAAUCGAUUCGAGGAUUGGAGUGAAGAAAGCAGCCCUUACUAAUUUCCUCGAAGAUGUCAAGUCCGAGCUCAAGCUCGAAACUGCACCAUCGCUUGAUCGUCCAGUCGGAUCAGACACUGAAGACACGAUCCUCAGUCUGAAUUUCAGAGGCUUCCAGGUUCAUACGGUGAAGUUGACAGUUGCAGCUCACAUUGCCGUAUCUCAGCUCGAUGGUUGGAUCAACAUCCUCCGCAUCUAA